This is a messenger RNA of Thermochaetoides thermophila DSM 1495, 1515 nucleotides long. The record is from the annotation of a RefSeq genome assembly. NCBI's taxonomy places the organism in Eukaryota, Fungi, Ascomycota, Sordariomycetes, Sordariales, Chaetomiaceae.
AUGUCCCAAUCAUCAACCCUCACGAUCCCCGCCCCCCCCGGCACCACCGUCCCCUUCUUAAUCAACAACGCCGAAGUCCUCGACUCCUCCCAAACCUUCGACGUCGUCUCCCCGGGGACCGGUCUCUUCGCGCACAAAGCGGCGAGCGCCACUCCCGCCGAUGUGGAUGCUGCCGUCGCGGCCGCCGAACAAGCCUUUACCACAUGGCGCAAGACGCUGCCCCGCGAACGCCGCGACCUCUUCCUGCGCGCGGCAGAGAUCUUUGAGCGCCGCCGCGAGGAACUGAUCGGCUACAUGAUGACCGAGACGGGGGCGCCGAGGCAGUGGGCCGAGUUGAAUGUGAGCGUGUCGAGGGACCUGACGAUCGAUGUUGCGGGACGGGUGGCCAGUCUGGAGAGUAGCAUGCCGACGACGCAGGAUCCCGAGGUCGGGGCGAUCGUGCUGAGGGAGCCGUUUGGGGGUUGUGUUGGCCGUGGCGCCUUGGUGAGUAGUCCUCCUCUCUCUCUCUCUCUCUCUCUCUCCUCAUUCGGCUAGAACGCCCCCUACAUCCUCGCCACACGUUCCGUCGUCUUCCCCAUCGCCGCCGGUAACACGGCCAUCCUCAAAGGGAGCGAGCUCUGCCCGCGCACCAUGUGGGCCCUCUGCUCCGUCUUCAUCGAGGCCGGCCUGCCGGCGGGCGUGCUCAACCUGCUCUUCCACGCCCCCGCCAACGCCCCCGCCAUCACCCAGCAGCUGAUCGCCCACCCGGCUGUGAAAAAGAUCAACUUUACCGGCAGCACCAUGGUCGGCCGCAUCAUCGGCCGGCUGGCGGGCGAGCACCUGAAGCCGGUGCUCCUCGAGCUGGGCGGCAAGGCCCCCGCCAUUGUGUGGGAGGAUGCCGACCUGGACAAUGCCGCGGCGCAGUGUGCUCUGGGCGCCUUCCUCAACUCGGGCCAGAUCUGCAUGUCGACGGAGCGCAUCCUCGUGCACAAGAACGUGCGCGCCGAGUUCGAGAAGAAGCUCGUUGCUGCGAUUGAUCAUAUUUUUGGCGGCGAGCAGGACGCGCCCAUCUUGAUUAACGCGCCCGCGGUCACCAAGAACAAGUCCCUGCUGGCCGACGCCCUGUCCAAGGGCGCCCGGGUGCUGUAUGGCAACCCGGACGCGGUCGAGUCCACGCCUACCCGCAUGCGUCCUGUCGUUAUCACGGACGUGACGCCGGAGAUGAAUAUCUACAAGACGGAGUCUUUCGGUCCUACCGUCGCCGUGUACGAGAUCGAGACCGAGGAGGAGGCGCUGCGGAUCGCGAACGAUACCGAGUACGGGCUGACGUCGGCCGUGUUUACUGAGGAUUUGCGCAGGGGUCUGCGGUUUGCCAGGGAGAUCGAGACUGGUGCUGUGCACAUCAACAGCAUGACUGUGCACGAUGAGAGCGCGCUGCCGCAUGGUGGCGCGAAGGCGAGCGGGUAUGGCCGGUUUAAUGCCGCGACGGGACUGGCGGAGUGGGUGAGGACGAAGACGGUUACUUUUAAGUAUUAG